UAAUCGUGUCUGUAGAUGCUCCCCUGUAGAUCUUACCCAUGUCUCCACGAUUAGCCGAGGGGCUGUGGCCUCCACAAAGCCUUCUGAGCUCGGCAGCCCAUCACUCUAAGCUCCUCUGGGGCAGGCCUGUGAAUGCUGAGGUUCAGGCGCAGAACCGACCCUGGGCAAUACUGGGGGAGCCACCCAAUUUCCCCCCAGAGACCCCAGGAACCCAGCAUCAAGCAGAUUAUCCACUGGCAGAGUAAAAUUCCAGAGCACACAGGGUUAGCUGGAGUGAGGACAUCCUGAGGACAAGCUUGUGAACCUCCUCACCUUGGUCGUCUGUGGCUUGUUGUGGUCAUCAGGGUAGUGGGCAAUGAGCAGCAAGAGGGCCUGGGAGCAAUUCACUACAGCCUAGCCAGAACACAAGCCUGGGCAGGAGGGGCCCCACGAAGGAGCAUCUACUGUGUGCUUUACAAGUAGAGAGAAGGCUCAGAGAGGGUGGGCAACUGCCUGAGAUCACACAGCACAGAGUAGUGGCCCAGGUGACUAAAGCCCACUCCUCCCCAGGUGGCCUCAUGUUCCGGGCCACUCCCAGGGUCAGCCCUGGAUCUGACCCCUUCGAUGAUCCUCCCUAAGGCUUUAGGAUCAAGACCCUCACCAUGGCCUCCAGGGUCUGCAGGGCUCCCUUCCUUCCCUGCACAUUCCCACCAUUCUGUGUCCUUUCAAGCCAUCAUGAGUUCUAGCAGGUCCUCGUCCCCCUCCAUGGGGCAAACUCCUCAGACCUCAGCCCUCCCAGCCUCCCUAAAUCCAGGCCCAGUUUUUCCCUCACAGCCCCGUGUUCCCGUGCCAAAGGUUGCCACCACUGGGCAUUUGAGCUGUUGGUGUGACAUGGAAGCUCCCUGUCCUCUGGGCUUCAGGAAGGCACGGGUCCUGUCUAGUUCAUCAGCGAAUCCCAGCAUCUGGAACCAACCCUCAAAUGCCUAUAGGGUGAGUGGAGAAAUGGAGGAAACUGAAACUCAGAGAGAAGUGGCCUUGCCAGAGUCCCGAGUUCUCCCAUGCACAGGGCUACAAGCUGGGAGUAGCUCCUGGAAGUCGCAGGUCCAGUGGAACACUUCCCCGCCGGAACCCACCAGGAGGGCCUGCCUCCCGGCCCCAGAGGCUCAGCUCGUACCUCCCCCCCCCACCCCCCCACCCCAGGCCCCUGGGAGCCAAAGAAGUCACACGGCCCUGGGCAAGGGCAGAAUAUGAGGAAGCAGAAUCCACAAAAAAAGUGGGAAACAGGUGGGUGAGCAGAGUCAGCUAAAAAGGCCGACAUGCAGGGGGGGCCCCAGAUAGAAUAUUCGGAAGUGCAGGAGAAGGGCCGAGGAGACUGUCAUGCUCCUGGGUCCUGGCCUGCAAGUCCUCCUAGCCAGCCCCUCCCAGGAGGCAAAGGUUCUGGUCAUUGCUGCCAAAGACAUUCCAGGAGAGAGCAGGCAUCAAGCCAAAGCCACUGCAACAGAAGCCCCAGAGAGCAGGGAGCAGGCCUUAGGGAGGCUGUGGCUGUUGGGGGGCUGGACGCCGGCCACCCUGCCCUGGAGAGCUUCCACAUGAACGUCCAGAUGCAGGGAGCUCCCCGUGUGCCUCAGGUGGGUCUGUGCGUCUGCCUGGAAUGUUCUGCCCCUCAUCAACCUGGCAGGGCCCUACAGAUCCUCUGCACACUGGCCCCUCCAUCCCCUCCUCUCCCGACCACCCACACAGAAGCAGGCCUCCUCCUCCUCCCCCUCUCCCCUGAACACAGAGCACAUGGCGUGCCCACGUGUGGCCACAGGAUGCCUGUGAAGGAGAACAAAGGAGCGGCAGGGCUUCCCAAGCACCUAAGGAGACAUACCCAAGAUGCCACAUUCCCCAAAGCAAAAACAAAAGGGUUUUCAUGUUGCUUUCUGGUGCAAAAGAUAGCUUGAGAGAUGUAAAUCCCAAAGGUCCACCAGGCCACAUGCCCGCUCCUCACAAAGGUCCAGAGUGACAUAAUUUAGGACCCCUGCCCCCCACAUCCCCGACCCUGCUCUUACAGAGGACCCCCAGCACCAAAGCUCUGGCCAAGGCCCUGCCCACUCAGGGGUCAGCGCACCAAACCCUCUGUCUCCCUCUGCCGCUCAGUCCCUGCAGAUCCACCCUGGGCCAGCCUCCUCUCUUGUGAUCAAAGGCACUGGCCUCCACUCCCCCUGAAGCCCAUUCUCUAGACACUCUGCCAGGGACCAUCUUAAAAUGUGACUUGGAUCCUGGCUCUUCCGGCCCCCUGAAAUGGCUGCUCGCCACUUCUCUUCUCCUCCACCCUCCCUCCACACAGUAAGACUGACCAAUUCUCAGAACAAGCCAUCACCUCUCCCAGGCUCUUCCCUGCCUGGAUGCCUCACCACCUUCUCUACCUGACUGAGGCCUGGCCUGGCCUCCAGGGAGGCCCCAGCCCUUGGAACACGCAUCUGCCAGUCUAGGGCCCAGGGCCCUGCUGGCCCUCCCAGCCCACUCAUGCCCUGCCCGCCACAGUGGCACUCCUCUGCCCAGCCUUCCGCCCCGAAUAGGAACUGCUCUCAUUCACAAGGCUGGCCAGACCAGCGCCAUUCCUCUCAGGCACUACCAGUUCCAAGGAGACAAGUCCUAGAGAGGGUUUUCUUCACACUCCAAAGCAGCUGCGGGCCAUCAGUCCUAGUGGGACAUGGGCCAAUGCAGGGUCAGUCCACACAGACAGGAGAAGGAAACAGGCAUGGGGCCAGCACUCUGGCUUGACCUGGGUGGCCCUUCCUUGGGCCUGACUCGUGACAAGGAAACAGCAGCAAGGGGGAGCAGGGAGGGUUACCGCAGUCCUGGGUGCCGCCUUCUUUCUAGCGGGCGGGGAGUGGGCACUCCUGGUAGGCCAACCUGACUUCCAGGGUUCCAGGGGCCCUGGUUCCCCCAGCUCAGUCCCUACUCCUGGCAGGCUGGCUUUAUGACUUCACAUGCUGAAGUCACGCGGGGACAAUGCUGAGCGUUCCACCCCUCCAAGUCCAAGCCCAGCCCUGCCAGACGGCUCCCCACAGUGUAAAUGAGGACAAUGCCCGCUGGCCCACAGGGGGAGGGGAUGUAGAGCGCAGUGCCGCCAGCCGCUCCUGGCACCAUGGACGAUGCCGCGGUCCUAAGGAAGAAGGGUUACAUCGUGGGCAUCAAUCUUGGCAAGGGGUCGUAUGCGAAAGUCAAAUCUGCCUACUCUGAGCGCCUCAAGUUCAACGUGGCAGUCAAGAUCAUCGACCGCAAGAAGACGCCUACCGACUUUGUGGAGAGAUUCCUUCCUCGGGAGAUGGACAUCCUGGCAACCGUCAACCACCGCUCCAUCAUCAAGACCUACGAGAUCUUUGAGACCUCUGAUGGGCGCAUCUAUAUCGUCAUGGAGCUUGGGGUCCAGGGUGACCUCCUGGAGUUCAUCAAGUGUCGGGGAGCCCUGCACGAGGACGUGGCUCGUAAGAUGUUCCGCCAGCUCUCCUCAGCUGUCAAGUACUGCCACGACCUGGACGUCGUCCACCGAGAUCUCAAGUGUGAGAACCUUCUCCUCGACAAGGACUUCAACAUCAAGCUGUCCGACUUCGGCUUCUCCAAGCGCUGCCUGCGGGACGGCAGCGGCCGCAUCAUCCUCAGCAAGACCUUCUGUGGGUCGGCGGCGUAUGCGGCCCCCGAGGUGCUGCAGGGCAUCCCCUACCAGCCCAAGGUGUAUGACAUCUGGAGCCUGGGCGUGAUCCUCUACAUCAUGGUCUGCGGCUCCAUGCCCUAUGACGACUCCGACAUCAAGAAGAUGCUGCGCAUCCAGAAGGAGCACCGCGUGGACUUCCCCCGCUCCAAGAACCUGACUGGCGAGUGCAAGGACCUCAUCUACCGCAUCCUGCAGCCGGACGUCAACCGGCGGCUGCACAUCGACGAGAUCCUCAGCCACUCCUGGCUGCAGCCCCCCAAGCCCAAAGCCAUGUCUUCGGCCUCCUUCAAGAGGGAGGGUGAGGGCAAGUACCGGGCCGAAUGCAAACUGGACACCCGGCCGGGCUCACGGCCGGAGCACCGGCCUGAGCACCGGCCAGACCAUAAGCUGGGGGCCAAAACCCAGCACCGGCUGCUGGUGGUGCCUGAGAACGAGGACAGAGUGGAGGACAGGCCGGCCGAGUCCUCCAAGGCAAAAGAUCAUCAUGGCACCGGAGCUGAGGUGGGGAAAGCGAGCACCUAGCGGUGCGGAGGGCCUGGGGGGCGUGGUGCGUGGUGCGCGCCCACAUAAACUAAAUAGGCAGUAGGAGCUGAAGAAGGCACAGGUGCAAGGAACAAGUAAAAUCCGUCAAUUAAACCACUAUUUUGAUUACGUUCUAUUAGCUUUCUUCCACUUAGUAGCAAAGACAUUAAUUACUGACCACCAAAUAAACCGCAAAGUGUAUACAAGCAUUAAGAGUGCCCCGUGAGGAGUCUUUUUCUCUAGGACUCAGCCAACCACCCCUCCUGCGGCGUGGGGGUCUCCAGCACAGGGGUGCAGGGCCUGGUGCUCGGGCACAGGCAGACUAUGGCGAGACUCUGUGGGCAAGAAGACCUAAGCUGCAGCCCACAGCCAGGCCCCCACCACCUCCCUUUGACCCACCCCGGACCCAGCACCUCCAGGGUUGGCCGGCUGCAUGUGUCUCUGGCUCAGGCCCAGCACAGCCCACCCUGACCUCAACCCCAUCCCACUCCCUCGGACUGACCCUUUCUCCUUAUA
Molecule: messenger RNA, 4717 nt
Organism: Mustela lutreola (European mink)
Lineage: Eukaryota; Metazoa; Chordata; Mammalia; Carnivora; Mustelidae
Gene: TSSK2
Product: testis specific serine kinase 2
Exons: 1
Coding region: 3113-4201 (362 amino acids)
Biological process (GO): intracellular signal transduction; protein phosphorylation; microtubule cytoskeleton organization
Cellular component (GO): cytoplasm
Molecular function (GO): tau-protein kinase activity; protein serine/threonine kinase activity; ATP binding
Source: RefSeq, a predicted model, not a curated record